AUUCAUGGGUCUCUGUUGCGUCAAAAUGUAUUAGCCCGACGCUUAGUCAGUUUUUUGAGAUUGUAUAUAGAAGCAAGAAUACAUGUGUGCAUAUCGUGUGCUCAUAUUGUAUUUCUGCUAGGGAAUGUUUAAACAUGUUUUGUGUCGUUGAGUUUCAGUUUAAAGUGAGACCUUGCCAUAAAUGAGACAAUUUAAGGGCGUUUAUAAAUUAAAAUUUGGCAAGUAUAUCAACAAUGCCUCGACGGUAUAUGUGACAUUAUGAAUUAGGGCGUAAAAUUGCAACAAACAAAAAAUAACAAUAUUAAUAGCGAAAUCGAUUAAUUUUAUCAAAAAAAAUCAUGCUGAAUACAGUUUAAAAAAACAUUUCAUUUUGUAAAUAAAGGCAUUGGUGGUAAAGUGGUAUAUUUCUGCAUCAAUUUCACUCAAUAGGCUGUUGAUAAAAGUUCCACUAAAUAUAGAGCUGUUGCAAAAUUUGAAAUGUUGGAGCCCACUGAGCCAACAAAAGCUUGCUCGACGGCGGUUAAAGGAGACACCGGGAUUUAUGACUGUGAGAAAAUAGGCGAGAAAUUCACCGACGCAACCACGCCUGUCGUAACAAAUGAUUGUCGAAAGAGCGGCAAGACAACGACUGGUUACCGCGAGAGAAUAGCUAUGAAUUAUAAAGAUAGGCGGAGUACUUGCAAACAUACAACGCCCAUCAGCUUGCAAAAAAGAAAUCGUGAAUUUAAGUUGCAGCCGCCUUUUCUUCAACCUGUGGUUCAACCUCAACCAAACUACAUGCAAAGUGGUCGAAUAUUACCGAGUUUUCAUCUGGUGAACAAACAUCUUAACCAGUGCGAACACGGCCUACCUUGCUCAUAUAGUCCUAACAUCGGUCACCCAAUUCAACAUUCCCCGAACUUCGGGCUUGUAACAGCCACCGAAGUAUAUGGCACUACAUUCUACAGAUAUGAACGACCAGUAUUCGAAGGACCAUUUCCUAAUGGUUUUCCAAUCAUAGAAGAUCUAUCACCUGCACAUAUUCACCAUCACUGUGGUGGUAAUCAUCCGCAUACACGCCCAGCAACAUCAAUCAUGCACCCUCAAGACUCGUUUACCCCUCCUCAAUCCCGCAACUCCUUGUCUUCCGCGACUCCAAACCCAAGCUCUCUCUCAUCUUCAUCCAGAUCAUCUUCUCCCUUCCUCCAUUCACACUCCGACUCCACGAGGGACUCCGGAAUCAUUUCAACUGAAUCAGCAGAUGAAGAUGUUCCGUUUGUGCUAAUGGAACGAAGAAGAGAUAUUGCGUUUGAAAAAUUACUUCAGAAAAUUAUAGCCAUCGUAGAGGAUACGUUAUCGAAUGAAAAAUUGACGAAAGAUCUCUACGUGCUUCGGCAGAUGCGUCGAAACUCGCAGGGUUACGUCAGCUUGAAGCUUGUUGCCAGCGUUAAAGCGAUAAAGAAGUUAACCAGUGAUUACGACACCGUGGUUCUAGCUCUUCGCAAAUCCAACAAGUUGGAAGUGAACAAGUCGGCAACAAAAGUUCGUCGAAAAGACGCACUACCGGCGAAAUCUGUAGCAACAAGUAAGGAACCUUCAUCGUUGGUGGUGGUUGGUCUACCAGAAGUUGAAGCUACAAUAGAGUCGGUAAUAAGCAAGUACAAAGAGUUUGGUACAAUCGCCCAAGUGAGAAUACUUUCUCCUAAACGCCCAAUACCAGCAUACCUGCAAGGUUACGUUGCCGCCCUCCCGUAUUUGGGUCAGAUGUGGUGUGCCAUAGUUGAAUACGAAAAGCCAUCAUGCACGAUGGCAGCCUACCGAGAACUUUCCAAAAGGAUUGACGAAUUGCCUGUUACAAUUAUAGGACCAGGAUUCAAAAAGAAUGUUACGAAAAAAUUCAAAAUGUAUUCUCUGUUAAAAAAAGAAGAAAAAACAAAAGUUGUCAGACAUAAUUCUGGAGAUUCAAUUGAUUCUGGUGCAGAUUGUGAUAGCGAGAUAUUCUCGAGUGGUUCAAUCACUUCAGAAGACGGGAAAGAUGAUCAGAGCAUGAGUCGUUGCGUUAGUGAACUAUUGGUUGUUGCUGCUGGGUUCUGUGGCGAAAAAGACAAACAGUAUGAAGUUGAAGAUUCUUCCCUUGCCAGGAAUUUAUCGAAUCUUUGCCUGAAAUCUGACAUAUCAGGACAAACUUCUAACAAUGUUGGUGUUAGUGUAACUUAAGUAUUUCUCCAAACUGUUGCAUAAAAUGAGUGAAAGUCGUCACAGUAAGAGGGGGCACUCAGUGAAGAAUAUGCCCAUCAAAUUAUGAGGCACGAGAUAUAGUAACAAAGUCAAGAAGUUGAUGUUAUCUGGGUUGGAUUUACAUUCAAUUUAUGGUUAAAUGUUUUACAACUCAAUGAAGCGAUUUAACAAACUAACGUAACAAACGUAUCAUGCAGAUGCUGGUAUAAGAGACAAUACUUGUUAAACAAGACGUGAUGAAUCGUUUAAGGUGAAUUGGGUGCAGAACAAAAGGUUCAACUUAAGCUACGAGACUGAUAUCUUUGAAGUAUUUUUCCUUUGCACAUUUUUACAAAAAUUAAAAUUGUUUUACCUUCAGUCAAAAACGUGCACCAUAAACUUUGUUUUAGAACUAAAUGUAGUUUCUUGACGUCAACACUUUUGUUUCAUUGUUGUUAAUCUUUCUAAACCAUAAUAGAACAUUCAACUGCACAGUCGUGUGUAGUUUGUGGCAGACACAAAACAAACGAUAUUUACACCAAGUCAGCUUUAACGUGUUCUAAAAUGUAUCACUUACAAUAACUGAAUACCUCUGUCUUGCGUUACUUGAUUUUAGAAGGUUUGAGGCCCUCGCCUAUGAUUUGCUGGUCCGGUAUGUUAAACCGACAGCGUAUAGUAAAUAGUAGGAACAUUUCGAAUACACACCUGCUGCCUAUUUACCAUUACGAUACCUCAUACAUACAUAGGAGCUGCAUGGCCCUCAAUUUUCCACAUUACUAUUUUGAAUGCCCAUUUCAUCACACAGUUCAACCGCGAUCAGUGUUUUGCGUGCCAAUACCUGCGUAUAUACGUUGUAUCGUAUUAAUUAGUGUGACUUCUUGUAUGUUUGAGUGCUUCCUAGGAAAAUUUAAUAAAAGCGAAAGAGAAAGUA
Molecule: messenger RNA, 3127 nt
Organism: Ciona intestinalis (vase tunicate)
Lineage: Eukaryota; Metazoa; Chordata; Ascidiacea; Phlebobranchia; Cionidae
Cellular component (GO): nucleus
Molecular function (GO): mRNA binding
Source: RefSeq, a predicted model, not a curated record